CUGUGUGAAAAAGGGAAGAUUCCAUACCGCCAUGAAGGCACCUUCAGCCUAUUUGUAUUCGCAGUUUUAUAACAAACCAUGGCUGCCCCGUUGGUCAGAUUUUUGUCAAAGUCCCUCAGACAGAUCUCUCGUCCAUCAUGGGGGGCAUGUCAGUCUGGAUUGAGGAGCAGGACUACCUCUGCCCCAGCAGUGGCUCCAAACCAGGCAGGUGGAGUGGUGGCCUUCCCUCCUCUACAGACAUAUUCAGAGGAGGAGAGCAUGAUGAGGGACGCAGUGAGGAAAUAUGCACAAGAGCGCAUCGCCCCAUUUGUGCCAAUGAUGGAUGAAAAUUCUACCAUGGAUGAAGAAGUCAUUAGAUCCCUGUUUGAGCAGGGGGUAUGUACACUGCAUCUUAAGAUAUUCCAAAAGAUUAAGGAAAAACAUGCCCACAGCAUGAUGCUUCUUCUGCCAUACUUCACUGUGGGUAGUUGGGAUCUUCUGGUUAUGUACAGUAUUGGAAGCUUCUGCCUCUCUGAAGCCGAAUCGGGGAGCGAUGCUUUUGCUCUGAAGACACGAGCGGAAAAACACAAGGACUAUUUCAUAAUCAAUGGAUCCAAGAUGUGGAUCAGCAACGCAGAGCAUGCAGGGGUUUUCCUAGUGAUGGCCAACGUAGAUCCCUCUGCUACCAGGUUUUUUGUUUUUCCUCUACAAAUCUUCCGUUGUCUGUUGCAGGUACCAGAGGCGAAUAUUUUAGGAGAGGUCAGUCAUGGAUACAAAUAUGCUAUUGGAAUGUUGAACGAAGGCAGGAUUGGAAUUGCUGCACAGAUGGUUGGGCUGGCGCAGGGUUGCUUUGACCAUACUAUUCCUUACACCAGACAGCGGGUGCAGUUUGGAAAGCGCAUCUUUGACUUUCAGGGCAUGCAGCAUCAAAUAGCUCAUGUAGCCACCCAGAUCGAAGCGGCGCGUCUGCUGACGUACAACGCCGCCCGUCUGAAAGAAGCCGGCAGACCUUUCAUCAAAGAGGCCUGCAUGGCCAAAUACUUCUCCUCUGAGGUUGCAACUCUAACUACGUCGAAAUGCAUCGAAUGGAUGGGAGGAGUCGGCUUCACCAAGGACUACCCCAUAGAGAAAUACUACAGAGACUGUAAAAUUGGAACCAUUUAUGAGGGUACAACAAAUAUCCAGCUGUCUACUAUGGCAAAGUUCAUUGAUAAGGAGUAUGACCGCUGAAACCAUCAAGCCACAAACUGAUCGAUUCCAUCUUGCUGUUGCACUCUGUAGUCUUGUCAUUUUUGCGAUGACUUCAUUAGAUUCAGCCCUGCAGAAUUGUGUUGUUGUAGAACUAUUCUAAUAGGGUUUUGUUGUAACGUUACAAAGUAGUUUAUAUAACUGAUGUCACGGAUUCUUUAAGGUUUAAAGUUGAGUUGUUGUUUUUGCAUUUUCUGCAUGACAUUUUCCCAAAUCAGUGCAGAAAGGAGCUUGGUCACUUUUAAGCCUUCACGGUAUCAUGUCUCUCCCACAUUUGUUGCAUAUGUUUAUGUCUAUUGAUCAGUUUUGCAAGCGUAUCAUCUCCAAGGGUUAGAAUAUGGGUUUGAAUGUUUUGAGUUUGAUCAAGUUAUUCUUCAAUGAUUCAGUGCCUUCAGAGAAUUUUGUCUUCAACGGUUGGACUGUGGUAGCUCAGUUGUUUGUUUCCAUACUAUAAGCUGACUGAUUUUACAUUAUAAUAAAAACUUUCAUAACAUGCUAAGAUAUGA
Molecule: messenger RNA, 1733 nt
Organism: Gambusia affinis (western mosquitofish)
Lineage: Eukaryota; Metazoa; Chordata; Actinopteri; Cyprinodontiformes; Poeciliidae
Gene: acadsb
Product: acyl-CoA dehydrogenase short/branched chain
Exons: 10
Coding region: 79-1209 (376 amino acids)
Cellular component (GO): mitochondrion
Molecular function (GO): flavin adenine dinucleotide binding; acyl-CoA dehydrogenase activity
Source: RefSeq, a predicted model, not a curated record